AUGGAAAAUACUUUUUUUGUUGUAUUACCUAGUAAUGUUAGUGAUUAUUCUGAUAAUAAGCCUAACAAAUUCCGAUCACAUUUGGCAAAACCUAUUCAGUUUCAAGGAGGAAAUUGGGUAUGCGGUUUAUAUAGUAUUCAAUAUCCGCAAUCGUGGGCAGCUACAAUUGGUACAGAUGAAAAACAAUGGAUAGAAAUCAAUUACAAAAACAAAAAGACAUUCAAAUUUGGUAUCCCGAAAACAACACAAUUAACUGCAAAAGGCUUGGGGUUUUUUCUUAAACUAGUACUUGCAAAAGUCCAAAAAGAGGAAGCUAGAAAGCGCAGAGAGGUUAAUACUUAUACAGAAGAUGAUAUUCAAAAAGAUUCCCCUAUUAAAAAACGAUUCAGAAGAGAAAAAGAAAUUAGCAAAAAUCAGACAGACACUUGUUGA
This is a messenger RNA of Meloidogyne enterolobii, 432 nucleotides long. The record is from the annotation of a GenBank genome assembly. Lineage: Eukaryota; Metazoa; Nematoda; Chromadorea; Rhabditida; Meloidogynidae.